Lichtheimia ornata is the source of this 519-nucleotide messenger RNA. RefSeq lists its product as uncharacterized. The record is from RefSeq and is a predicted model, not a curated record. Lineage: Eukaryota; Fungi; Mucoromycota; Mucoromycetes; Mucorales; Lichtheimiaceae. Bases 1 to 519 code for a protein of 172 amino acids. The transcript has 4 exons.
AUGGCCACCAACAUCAGCUGGGCCCAACAAAUUAUGAACGCUCCCGAUCUACCUUAUGCAAGCAAUCCACCACGCAUCAAUCCUCCUUACUGUGUUGGCUUCAAGAUUACUUAUCCAUCCAAGUAUAAUGAAACGCCUCUGAAAUGGGGUGAUAUUGGUUUUCUCAGCUGGCAAGUGGACAAGAAUAUGAAGAAUCCCCCUGAUUUGAUCACCCGUAUUCGCUUGUUGGAUGCGACACAGCGUAAUUUGCAGAUUAUCGGCGAGAAUGUCACCAUCCAUACACAUGACAACAAAGGUGGAGUGACUUUCCCCGUGUACAAUCAUGAUAUGCAAGGUUACUUGGGUCACUAUCGGAUCAUGGUGAAUCAUCCUAAUGAAAGCGUCCAUUGUGUAUAUGAAUCAGUCCCAUUUGCCAUCACUCCUCGUUCCACAGAGAGAUUUACCAACAAUGACACUCCAGUGCCAAAAUACUCUGUAGCCAAUGCACGACGACUAUUGUUGGAUAAGAAGAAGCAAUGA